Strigops habroptila (Kakapo) is the source of this 1247-nucleotide messenger RNA. RefSeq names its product thaicobrin-like. Gene Ontology annotation, molecular function: protein binding. NCBI's taxonomy places the organism in Eukaryota, Metazoa, Chordata, Aves, Psittaciformes, Psittacidae. The transcript has 3 exons. The record is from RefSeq and is a predicted model, not a curated record. Bases 187 to 780 code for a protein of 197 amino acids.
CCAGCCCCUUCGGACUGACAUUUGCUCCAUCAAACAAGCUGGAAGUGCUGUGUGAGCCCAGCCCAGCCAUGAGGAGAUCAGGGCUGUGGAGAGCAGACUGAAGACCUUCAAACCCAUCCAAACUCUCCUUUCCUGGAGUCAGCCUGCAGGGAUUCCUGCCUCCCCUCCUGUUGAUUUUCUACGGACAUGCUUGAAUCCAGGAUGGAGAGAGAAGAGAAUGAGACCCUGCCCAGUGAGGUGGAGGAGAUGAGUGGAAGAGCCAACGUGACCCUGGACCUGGACACCGCCAACCCCUUCCUCAUCCUGGCUGGUGACCAGCGAGGCGUGGGCCGUGGGGACGAGUGGACCUCGGUGCCCGACAGCGCCGAGCGGUUCGACACGGAGCCGUGUGUGCUGGGCAGCCAGGGCUUCGCGAUGGGGAGGCACUGCUGGGCCGUGGAGGUGGCCGAGGGGGGCGACUGGUGGGCUCUGGGGGUGGCCCGGGAGUCUGUCAGGAGGAAAGGGGUCCUCAGCUUUACCCCCCAGGAGGGCAUCUGGGCCGUGGGGCAGUGGUUUGGACAAUACUAUGCUUUCACUGAGCCUGACUGGACUCCCCUGCACCUCCCCUGCCUCCCCAGGGCCAUCCAGGUCUGCCUGGACUUCACGGACAGGCAGGUGGCAUUUGCUGAUGCUGAAAACAAAGCCCCAGUCUUCGCUUUCUGCCUGGAUCCGUGUCCUGGGGAGAAGCUACGCCCCUGGCUCUGGGUGGGGAUGGGCUCCUGGCUCCAGCUGUGUCCCUGACGUGGAUGAGUGCAUGUGGAGGACCAGAGAGGAGAACACCAUCGUGUGGGUCUUGGUGCUGGGAACUGAGAGGACCCCGUGUCCUGCCAGCUUCUUCUCACAUGGUUCCUCUGGCCACCAAGUGGGAGGACCAGCAGGUCUUGGAGAUGGGCACCACCAUCCCUUCCAGCCCGCAUCCGGGACUGCAGAGAUUUGAUGAAGGAUGAGCUUGGUGCCAGGCAGCCCAGGACAGAGAAGUGGCAUUGAGUGGUCUGUACAAGGCCAUGAGCAAUCCAGCAGUUUCAGGCCCCUCUGCAGGUGCCUCUGGCUCUUUUCAAUUAAGCUUAAUCAUUAAAUUAAGAAAACCCCAAACCCAGCUGGAUGCUGGAGCUCCUGAUAACAGUUAUCUCCUCCAUACAUCCGAAGCCUCUCCUUACUUCCAGUUCUAACACGUGCAUUAAGCCCAUUUCUUACAGCAGAACACUGGU